UCUUUUAGCUCUCUUCUAACAAGCAAAAGUUGAAGCGACUCGAGCAGAGAUCUCUCUUCGAUCGAGUUUGCCGUCCGGAGAAACGACUCGAGCAGAGGUCGGUGGAUCAUGGCAAAGGUUCAUCCCAACACUGAAGCAUAUUGCGCAGCCGGCGGCGUCGAGGUCGCUGACGAGGGGAAAGAUAAGAGUAGGGUGCUGACAGUGUGGAGGAAGUCUCUACUCUUCAAUUGCAGAGGUUUCACGGUUUUUGAUGAAGAAGGCAAUUUGGUCUUUCGAGUCGAUAACUACGGCUCCGGCCGUGCCGGCGAGGUCGUGCUCAUGGACGCAGACGGGAAGCCUUUGCUCACCGUCCGACGAAAGAAGCUGAGUCUCGGUGAGAAUUGGAAAAUAUACGACGGCGAGGACGCCGUCGACCCCGUCUACUCCGUCAAGAAGCAGUACAAGAGCCGCUUUCAUGUAAAGUCCGCCCUCGCUCGAGUGGCGGCCUGCAGGCGGCGUAAGGGCGGUGCUGCCUCCGGGUACGAGGUGGAGGGGUCGUAUUCCCGGCGGAGCUGCACGGUUUAUGACGAGCGGCGACGAGUGGUGGCGGAGGUCCGGCGGAAGGAAGCCUUCAGAGGGGUGGGAUUCGGCGACGACGUGUACCAGCUGGUGGUGCGGCCGGCGGCUGACGCGUGCCUCGCAAUGGCCGUCGUCGUCGUCCUCGAUCAGAUGUUCGGAUAGAGGAUUUCUCCAAUUAAUGGCUGAGAUGCCAAAUUUUUGCAUGAUUUUUUCCUUUUUAAAUUUUUUUAUUAUUUUGAGAAAAGUAUAGAUAGCUUUUACCUCAUUCAACAGCACAUUGUGAGAUACAAUGAACAGUCGACAAUGUAUGGAUUAUUAUUUUUUUAUUAUUUUUUAAUUCUUGAUUGAUUCAA
Molecule: messenger RNA, 911 nt
Organism: Zingiber officinale
Lineage: Eukaryota; Viridiplantae; Streptophyta; Magnoliopsida; Zingiberales; Zingiberaceae
Product: protein LURP-one-related 8-like
Exons: 2
Coding region: 109-720 (203 amino acids)
Source: RefSeq, a predicted model, not a curated record